AUGGACCUGGCACAGUCGAACCAAUCGAAGAAGAAGCAAGAAUUGGACGAUUACAAGAAUCUCUUGAACGAAAUCGAGUCGUGGAUAGUAUCUGUGAGGACCAUAUUGGAAACUUCGAAACAAACGAGUACCGAAUCUCAAAUUCAAGAAUUCAUAAUCGAAAUUGAAACUCUCCACAGGGAACUUCUUGAAAAGGAGCGAAAACUGGUGGAACUAUCCAAAAUCUGUAAGGAAUUCCAGAAGUACGCCGAUCUCAAACAAAUAUCGCUAGCUUUGUGCACUCAGCUGGAAUCCAUACUCACAGUGUUCACCGAACAGAAAACUCUAGUCGAGUAUAAAAUAGAAGAAUUCAGAAGGCAUCUCGAGGAAGUCCGAGAAAGGAGAAAAAGCGUCCUUUCUACCCCAGACACCUCCCUGGAAAACACCCUCAAUUCGAUAUCUAUGCCCAUCGAAGAAGUUUCGAUCCAUUCCGCCGCUCAGUCUAUUUCAGAACCCCUGGUACCCAAGACACAAAUUGCUGCUGUGACGAUUGAGACCCAAACUGGAAAUAGCUUGAAGUCUCCAACGAAAGAGCCUUCUAAAAAAGAUUUCACAGUAACCUACAACGAACCAGUUGACGCCCAAAUCCAGGCCCAACUAUCGAAAGAAUCAGUUGAAUGGGAAGGCGACACCAAGCAGAAGGAAACCAUAACAAUUUCGAAAUUUACCACCAGUGGAGGUGAAGAAACGAUUCAAAUUGAUACCAAACCUAUGGCUUCCCAGGAACCGCAACCUCUAAUUCAAGAGCCUGACGAUGAUCUUCUGGUGGAAGCCAGCUAUAAGAAGCAGGCAGAAACAGAUGCAAAAUCUUUGGAACUGAACAUUACGAAUACGAAACCGAACCAACCGUUCGAAACCGUUAUGGUAGAGCCUGACGAGACCACAACGGAGGUUAUAGUAGACGCCGAUGGUUCGAAGAGAAUUAUAGUGAAAAAAUUACACAGAACUGUAGUGAGGCACCAACAGACCGUACAACAACAGAACCUCACAUCUUUGAGCACUCUAACACAAGAUAAUGUGCCAAUCACUCAGUCGUUCUCUCAAGUCACACUGCAAGGACAGCAGAGCAGCACAACAGUGGCCAGAGGGGAUGGUAGAAGGGAAAUUUUGACCAACAGACAGUACGGUGGUAACAUAAUAUCUGGUACAACUGGAGGAGAUAUUAAUGUCCAAGAGUUCAGUACAGAUCCAGAAACACACUACACUGUUAUCGAAGCUGAGAAUCCGAAAGAAGUAGAAAUCCAAGGAGUAAAACUUCACGAAGGUGACGUGGCAUUCGUUGAUGAAGCCAACAAACUCCUUUCAGCUGAUCAAGGCCAUGUUGCUUUCGAAACUAGUCGGAUACAAACAUCAAGUUCUAGCGUUAGGGCAGUGGUGCAGCAGGUAACCAGAAAAGUCAUAAGGAAAACUCGAAGAAUUAUACGAAAAAUAGUUAUCGUUGAUGGUAAGGAACAAAUCACGGAAGAAGUGGUAGAAGAACCUGAGGAAGUUGAAAUAACUGAAGAGGGAAUUCCAAGAGUCAGUAUCAAUGUCACUGAAACUGUUGAUGGUACAGUGGUCUCAGAAAGUCAGUAUGGUCAGCCGAUACAUACUCAAACUGAAGCUGGUAAUGUAGAGGUGAAACAAUCGGUAACUUCAGAACCAAUAAUCACAACAACUUCUGAGGAUUACCAGCAUAUCCAGCAACCGGUUGAAAAAACUCUGAUCAGACAAGAAGCUGUAUCCAUAGAACCCAUAGACACCAUUAAAACCAUGUUACCAACUGAUCAAGAAGAUCUGAUCGUGCAGGAAGAUUUCAAAACGGUUGUAACUUCACCAUCGGAGAAACAAUUUGCCACAACUUCGAGUGUAACGCUUGUAGAAAAAUCAUCGCCAAUUCUUGAAAUAACUGAUCAAUAUUCACGAGAUGCCGAAAUAACUGAACACUCUCCCUUACGCGAAAUUCCUCAGACGGAACCCCUUCCAGUUGAAGAAAAUUCAGUAUCACCAGAUAAAGAAAAUCUUCAUAAUGUCCAGGAUACAGGACCUAUCAUUUCAGAGGUUGUAGCCGAAGAAACUGAUGAUUCGGUAGAGAGGUAUGUUGAAAAUCAAUCACCUCUGCCUCUGCCCGCACAGCAUGUUACAACUCAGACAAGUUUCGAAGUUCAUAAAGAAACUUUAACGUCAUGCACGCCUGUACCUGAGAAAGUAGAACUUGAACCAUCUGCACCUGCUGUUGAGAAUAUUUCUAUUGAGCCACCUAGCGUUGAUCUAGUUAGUAGCAAAGAACAACUUGUAACCGAAGAUUUCAAUGCUCCAGAAAUGCAUCAGGACCAUCCUAUUGAGGAUGAUAAACCUUCAAGCUUUUCUCCAAUUGAGCCAGAACAUCAGCACUUAAAAUCACCCCAAUCAACACUUCUUGAAGAUAACCGCAAGACAUCAUCAGAGAAUUUUAUUUCUGCAGAAAUAAUUCAUCACGAAAUGACAUCAAAACACGAAAAUGACACUCCAUCCUCUGAAAAAUCAGCCACCCAAGAGAUCACACCAAUCAAAACACCACAAAUAACGGAAUCUCAAGAAGUUCCCUCGCAAUCUACUUCUAAUUUGAUUUCUGAAGAGCGAAAAACUACAAUCAUACAUCAAGAGUCUCCUGAAAAACCAAAGAAUGAUGGCUCACUUGAUCAAAUCGAACACAAACAAAUGCCCGCAGCCUCAUUACCAAAAACACAAAGAGGUGUGGAGAUAACAGUUUCCCUGGAAGAAAAACCGAUGGAUUGGAAGUUUGAAUCAGCCAAAAUUUCUAGCAAAAUAUCUGUUGAUAGUAAAUGCGAGCUUCCAGAAGAAAAACUACAGCGCGAAAGUGACUUCUCCUUGCCUUCGAUAACCAAAAAAGUUUUCCAGACCUUACCUGCCUCCAGACAUGAAGAAGUACCUUCUGUUGUCGAGCCCUCCCAGCAUGAGACAUCGAUCACAUCGAGUGAAAUAGACCAUGGAGGGAGAAAAAGUAAGCGAAAAAAGAAAUCUAAAACACCAGAAAAGGAAUUUGAAUCUCCAGACAAAAAAGAUGACAAAGCACUUACCGAAGAAAUGUUCGAAACAGAGGGAGUAUCCCUGGAAACAACACUCUCCGAAUCAACGGAUAUAAUUAUUCCUUCUGAUUCCCAGGAAUGCAAUGAAGAAAGUCCAAAACCUACCUUCGAAACGUUGGACCCGGUAACUGAGUCAGACCAAGAAGAAAGAAGCAAGGAUACCGGUUACGAAGCUGACAAGACUACUGUGGAUGAAAGCUUGAUGGAGGAUAAUGACCAAGAAAAGAAAAAACGUCGAAAGAAGAAGAAAAAACAGAAGGUUAAGGUUAAGGAUACGGACGAAUCGCAUGUGCCAAUAUCAAUUUCUGAUUCUGUCGAAGGAGGGGAAUCUGUUGUGUUCAGCGAUGAUGAUAAGGAAGUCAAAGUUGUGGAGGAAGAAGAAAAGGACCUGAAGAAAAAGAAGAGGAGGAAAGUAAAGAAAGAAGAACGAAGAGAAUCUGAAAGUGAACCAGUUUCAGAGCCAAUGGUAGAAAAAGCUAUAGACGACAGCGAAGUUCUUUCUGAACCCAUAACGCAGAAGGCCAUAGAUGAAGAACUGGAUUCUGUAAACGACUCAUAUCAAACUAUUUCCACGGCUUCUGAAGUGGGUACUGUGAAAGUAAUCGAAGAGAGUGUAAUAGCACCUAGCAACGAAAAAACUGAAGGUAUUACUUCUGAAAUCGUAACUAAGAUCCCAGUAAUCGAAACAGUGCUCUUGCAAGAGGAAAAUUCACAAACCUCACCAGAGCUGAUCUCAGAGAUCGCAACAAUUGUCGAAACCAUGCCGGCAUCAAUGCAAACUUCCCCAGAAAUACAAAUCGAAACUGCAGAAUUCUCCAUUCAAACGGACGAAGCAUCGAAGCAAGACAAACCGAUUGUUGUUGAGUCUUCUAGUCAGGUAGAAUUAUCCAUUGCUGACAUGGACAUGCAAACAUCUCCUCGAGAGGUAACGCCAGAUUCGAAGGAGAAAGAAAUCCUAGAUAAUUCCAUGCAAACUACAACGCCAGAAAGAAUUGAAAUUCAAGAGGAAUUUGCACAAACUGAAGAAUCGAUCUCACCAAAAUGGAAAUCAGUUGAAAGAUCCGAUACAUCUAUGCAAACUUUCCAAACUGUGGAGCAAAGAGAAAGUCAAACUAGUCCCAUUAAAUUGACCAGAGUAGAAACGGUCGAGGUUGAAACCCAAGCACGUCAAACACCAGAAGAACAUUAUGUUCAAACAUCACCACUUCCGUCAGCACCACCAAUGGAAGAUGUCUGCGUUGAAACAGAGAAAGAAUCUUUCACUCCAUCAGAAGCGAAUGAAAAGGAAAGAGAAGAACCCACAAGCAUAAUGAAACUGAAGAGUGAAAGUAUCGAUGUUGAGACUCAGGCAAACCAAUCGUUAGACGUCCAUUAUGUCCAAACAUCUCCUGUUCCAUCAAUCCUAACUGAAGACAUUGGUGUUGAAACAGACAAAGAAACAUCUCCUUCACUACCGACCAAACAAGAACCAGAAGCACCUCAACAAACGAAAGAAGACAGGCAAAUGCAAACCAGUCCAACAGAGCCUUCUAGGAGGAACACUUCAGAGGUAGAAACUCAGGCUCAUCAGUCCUUAGACAUUUGUUCAACACAAACACCAUCAGUAGAAACAGAUGAUAAAGGUGUUGGAACCGAAAAAGAGCUGCAUCGUGUGAGUCUUGUGAAGAUGUGUGCUGUGGAAACUACCGAAACAGCAUCCCAAGUUAAGCCAAUACCUGCAGAUCAGUCAUCGCAAACUUCUUCCUUACCUUCCUCCUCCUCAAAUGAGGUGCUGCCUGAAAGAAAAAUAGAAACACUCGAAUCAAUCACUCAAACUUCACCUACCCCACAGGAAAUAGUUCAACUAACCCCUCCUAGCAGUCCAUCAGAGUACGAAGUGUUAGUACAAGCAUCAAUCAGUAUACCAACUGACGUUAAAGAAAAUGCUCAACCAGUUUUCGUGAAUGUUGAUGCAGAAAUACCACAUGAUACUAGAAAAAUUCAGAAGAAAGAAGGAGAUUUUCCAGAAAAUAUAGAAGUGCAGGUAUCUCUAGACGAUGUAGUUCUCAAAAAGCACUCAGCAGUAUCAGAUUUUAUUGAGAACGAAAAGUUAGAUGCCCAAAACCAAGAAGUUGAACCACCAAUGGAGGGUAUGGUUGUAUCUUCGAUAGUGACUGACUUGAACGAAGAAAAAGUAGAAGAAUUGAGGAACAAAUCAUUCGCUCCACGAUCAGAUAAUACAGAAAUCCACAUCAAACUUUCUUUGGAACAAGAACAAUCAGGAUCGUCACUUUUAGAUGAAAAACCUGAUUCCUCGGAUACCUUCAAAGUUGAAUCCGUUAUCACCGAAACAACACAUAAAGUUGUUUCAGACGGCACUUCCGAGAUUAGUGAAAUCACUGAAAUUCCAGAAACACAUAAAGUUGUCGAAGAAGAUACUUCAGAGACUAGUGAAAUCACCGAAACUCCAACUACAGAAACUGAAUCCACUCAAGAAACUGUGAAAACAGUUAUUCUUAUUGGAAGUUCAGAACAGAAGAAUGCUUCAUUAGAACCUGUUGUUCAGAAAACAAAGAUAUCUUCACCAAAAACUAAGACGAAGAACAAGCAUGUCACCUCUGUCACAAUCGAAGAGGUACAAUCUCCACAUAUUGUUGUCGAUACACCUUUAACGCCAUCAGAAGAUUUUCCAAUAUCACCGCCAGUAUACCCAUCAACCCAUUGGUCCCACACCGAACCAACGUUUUCCAAGAAAAAAUCUGAAGCUCUGAUUAACAGCGAGAAACAGGAAUCUAUUGUGGUUCAGAACGUGGGCGUUACAUGGUCUAACACACAAACUUUGGAACGUAUUAAGAAUUUGCAGAAUGCACAGAGAACCACCCAUCUCAGUGACGUUCUAUAUCUAGCAACUCUCAGCGAAGUCAUAACAGAAGAAUCCAUCGAACAAAGAAGCAGUAAUGUCGAGAAGCAGUUGAAGUUGCUCCAAGAAGCUGUUGAGAGAAGGGACGUUCAAAUAAUCCAACAAACCAUCAUAACCACCGUCGAGACUAUAACAACUUGGUUAGAAACUAUCGAAUACAGAAUCUAUGUAAGCAGAGAGCAGACCUCCGAUGGUCCAUCUGAAGCACGCGUAGAGGAGUUCAACACCUUGAAGGACGAAAUCGUUGAAAUCGAAGAUAAGAUAGGGCAGCUUCAAACUGAAUUAGACAAAACUGAUGAUAUAUACAACGAAGAUGAUAAGAACAGAAUGAAGAGUUAUAUCGAUUCCCUUCAACAGCAGGUGAAAAUAAUCGAAGAUGUGACAGAGGAAAAUGGUCAACUUGCAGCUGGGGAUCUUCGAAGAUGGAACGAAUUUGUUGCCGAAUUGAAUGCUGUGAAUCAAAUGAUUAUCGAGAAUCAGGAAACGCUGAAUGAUUUGAAAGAUUCAGAUGCCGCUCCCCAAACGAAGCUGAACGAAUUAGACGCACUGGAUAGUAUGAAUAAAAUACACACAGUCAAGUCUGUUCAGCUUUUGGCUACAGCGAAAGGGCUGUUGAGGGAUUUCCCCACAAGAGAAAUACCGAAUGAAGUACACAGAAAUCAACAGCUGGUCAAGCAGAUCGAGCAGCAGAUCCUUACCGAACGUGAGAAAGCCUACCAAUUUUUAACAUUGGCAGACGAAUACGAACAAACGCUGAAAGAGUUCAGUAAGAUCGUUGAUAUAGCUGAGGCUAUCGUUGAUAGUUCCCUCACUGUGAAAAGCCUGGAGCACCUCGAGAACGAAAUGCAAAACCAUCGCAAGUUCUUCGUGAAUCUCAGUCAUUGCAGAGCUAUUCUAGAAUCGCUAGAAGAAAAUUUGGAUUCGGAAACUAAAGCGAAGCACUCCGAAUUACACACGAGCCUUUACGAAAGAGCCACGAUAAUAUUGGACAGGGCAACUGGCAGAUUCCAGCUGAUGUUCUCUGCUGCUUCUAAAUGGGCCACGUUGGAGCAAGGAAUGAAGGAGGAAAUGACAUGGUUGCAGGUUUUGCAAGAGCGUAUUCCAUAUAUCAACAACAUCACUUCCUUGGACUACAGGAUUUACAUGAACCACUACCUAUCGCUCAGUCAAGAUAUUGCCGAUCAUCACGCUGCUCUCUUGCACUUGAAAGACCUUGCUCUCAAAGUGCAAGAAUUAGUGGUGUGUUCUGGUUUGGAACAGGAGUACACCGAUGCUUUGGAAAUUAUCAAGAAGUUGGAGGAAGACGUUCACAUGAAUUUGCAACGUAUUGCAGCGUUCAGGGACAAUUGGAACCUCUACAAAGAGCAGAGCAAAGAACUCGAGAGGUGGCUCAAUAUUGCUGAUUCAAUGCUUGAGGUACUGGAGCGACCGGAGCCACAUAGAAGCCAUAUGAGGCAAUUCUGGGAGCUCAAAGCAGAAUGCGAGGUUAACAACAAGUUGUUACGAAACGUCACGAAUGCUUUCGAAACGUCCAUGACAGUGAUCCCUAUUGCCGACGAAAUGAGCCAGAGGAACAGCCAUUCAUUCCUCCUGGACAAGUGGAACAAUGUAUCCUCGAGGAUCUCUAACAUCGAGGAGCACAUCAUGAAAACCAUUUCCGCUCCUCAUGUACCUGUCAACAAAAAACUGGCCAUCAUCGAGGAAGAACUGGAAGACCUCAAAUCGGCCGUGGAACAACAACAGGGUGUGAUGAAGUGCGAAGAAGAGUUGAAUUUGUACAUAGAGCGCCUACAGAUCAGGUCCAUCAGGUUGGAUGCCCUACAGAACGAACUUGGUAAACUAGGUCUUCUUUCCGCCAACGAAUCGGACAAAGUUACCGAAUUACUAGCUUUGUCGAAGAGGUUAGAACUGCAGAUCGCCGAAGAGCUUGAGGGUGCUUCUGUGCUCAAAGAUUCCCUGCGAGCUAUCCAGAAGGGAAUCGACAGACUGAACAGAAAAUUCCAUGAGAUGGACGAAGUUUUGAACCACGCCGAAGAAGCGGAGAAAUUAGGAAGCGCUGAGGUUCAGAAGGCUGUGAAUGACUGUCAUAAGGUGGACCAGAACCUGGUGGCCCUCUGGCAGGACGUCAUGUCCUUACGUCAACUCCUUCACACGUUACCUAUGAGAUUGAAAGCAACGGUAUCGCCGGUUACGGUGGAGAGAGAAAUCUCUAACAUACAAGAGAGGUACACUUCGUUGGAAAGAAGAUGUGGGCAGUUGUUGGCCUUGCUUAGGGGUAGGCUGAACUUGUGGCAACGCUUCGAGAGACAAUUGGAGAUGGUCCAAGAGAGCGUGCAAGAGGCAGAUUUCAUGAUGGAUGUUCUGACCAUCCAGGGAACUGUGGAUUACGAUAGGUUGAGGAAGGCGACAGAGCGUUUAGAGAGUGUUUCGAGCAACCUUGUCAGCCGUGAGAACCUGGUGGAAGACCUGAAGGAAUCCGCCAAACCAUUGUCCGCGUCCUGCACACCGGAGGUUUCGGAGAAGCAACCUCAAGAACCUCUGCACCAAAUACAACCACGCUGCCGACCUUUGGAAGCAGUACAAGGAGUCCAGCGACCUGGUGCACGAAUGGGUUGA
Molecule: messenger RNA, 8622 nt
Organism: Coccinella septempunctata (seven-spotted ladybird)
Lineage: Eukaryota; Metazoa; Arthropoda; Insecta; Coleoptera; Coccinellidae
Exons: 5
Coding region: 1-8622 (2873 amino acids)
Biological process (GO): nuclear migration
Cellular component (GO): nuclear outer membrane; meiotic nuclear membrane microtubule tethering complex; cytoplasm
Molecular function (GO): actin filament binding
Source: RefSeq, a predicted model, not a curated record